Molecule: messenger RNA, 1830 nt
Organism: Lethenteron reissneri (Far Eastern brook lamprey)
Lineage: Eukaryota; Metazoa; Chordata; Hyperoartia; Petromyzontiformes; Petromyzontidae
Product: ras and EF-hand domain-containing protein-like
Molecular function (GO): GTP binding; GTPase activity
Source: RefSeq, a predicted model, not a curated record
UCUGAAACUCAACUACCUGAGUUACUCAACUGCCUGGGCUACUCAACUACAUCUGAAACUCAACUAUCUGAGUUACUCAACUGCCUGGGCUACUCAACUACAUCUGAAACUCAACUAUCUGAGUUACUCAACUGCCUGGGCUACUCAACUAUAUCUGAAACUCAACUACCUGAGUUACUCAACUGCCUGGGCUACUCAACUACAUCUGAAACUCAACUAUCUGAGUUACUCAACUGCCUGGGCUACUCAACUAUAUCUGAAACUCAACUACCUGAGUUACUCAACUGCCUGGGCUACUCAACUACAUCUGAAACUCAACUACCUGAGUUACUCAACUGCCUGGGCUACUCAACUACAUCUGAAACUCAACUACCUGAGUUACUCAACUACCUGAGCUACUCAACUGCCUGAGUUACUCAACUGCCCGGGCUACAGCUCCCAGAGUUUCGCACCCGUCGGAUUUGGACAGCUGAGAGUUGGACACCGUCACUGCGAGUGCAGGAUGGGAGAGUUCUCGGACCGCAUGUACAAGCUGAUGUUCAUGGGCGACGCGAGCGUGGGCAAGACCAGCCUCAUGAUGCGACUUUGCCGCAACGAGUUCCGUGCCACCAUGAGCUCCACGCUGGGGGUGGAUACUCACGUGAAGACGUUGACUAUCAACGAGAGGCAGCUGACUCUGCAGUUGUGGGACACCGCUGGGCAAGAACGGUUCCGCAGCAUCGCCCAGACGUACUUCCGCAGGGCCGACGGAGUCCUGCUCGUGUUCGACUGCACCCACGAGGGGUCCUUCCUCAACGUGCGAGAGUGGCUGCUCGCCGUGGAGGACGCUGCUGGGCGGAAGCUGCCCACCGUGCUGGUGGGGAACAAAAUCGACAUGCGCGACACGUGCGUCAAGUACGGCAAGAAGUGCGUCAUGCCGGAGGACGGGAAACGCCUGGCCAAGGAAUACAAUGCGAUCUACAUCGAGACGAGUGCAAAGCAGGGCACGAAUGUCCAAGACGCGGUGGAGUUGCUUGCCAAGCAGGUGCUGGCUGCGGACAUCGCGGAGACGAAGGCGAUGACUCUGCAGCUCGGAGGCGACGUCUCCGUCGACGGAGCCACUGACCGCUCCGGCUCCUGCUGCAUGGCGGCGCCGUCCUCCACGUGAACACGUGGGUGUGGCAGACCACGUGCUCACCACGCGCGCACGUGACGAGCACGUGCUCGCCAAACACGCGUCGAACGCGCGCGUGCCCUGGCGUCUACGAGGGGGCGGUCACGGCACAUGGCGCGCGUGAAUCGACGCAACAACGCAGGCGCAUCUCCCACUCUCCCACUCCGGCUAUCACGGCCUGGGGGGGAGGAGGGGAGCGGUGGACAGGAGGCGACACAAGACCACGUGGCCCACGUGACCCACACUCCCUUCGCAUCGGCCCGUCUGUGACGUCUCCAACAGACGCGACAGAUUCGUCAAUUACACCGCCAUCCCCCCCUCCGUACCCAGCAAAUUAAAUAAAUGUUAGGUGAGGUUUCGGCCAAUGAGCCUUCUUAAUUUAACUGCCACGCCAGCGUGUUUCACACACUAUACUAUUCCUUUUUUUUUAUAUAAAGUAAGCAAAGAUACGUAUACGAUUUUACGGAAGUCGCGCGUACAUUUAUAUGCCGUUCAUAGUUGUAACGUGGGUGUUAGGCAAAGCAGAAAUGUGUGUAUUUAUGAAAUAGAACCAAUAGAACCUCAUUCAGUCUUAACUGAUAAUAAAAUAAAACAUCACGACCAAAUGGUCGCAAGUCGUCGUCAUCGUCUCUUUUGAUGUUUAUUUUUUUAAGCUGUAUUUUUCACAAUAAAUAAUU